AUGAAGUUCAACCCUAGGGUUUCCAGCAGCCGCCGCAAGAGCCGCAAGGCCCAUUUCACAGCCCCAUCAAGCGUUCGACGCGUCCUGAUGAGCGCACCCCUCUCCGGUGACCUCCGAUCGAAGUACAACGUGCGUUCAUUGCCCGUCCGUAAAGACGACGAAGUGCAGGUUGUUAGAGGAACCUUCAAGGGACGUGAAGGAAAGGUUGUUCAAGUUUAUCGCCGGAAAUGGGUGAUUCACAUCGAACGCAUAACACGUGAGAAGGUUAAUGGUUCAACUGUUAAUGUUGGUGUUAACCCUUCCAAAGUUGUUAUCACUAAGCUUCGUUUGGAUAAGGAUCGUAAGUCUUUGCUUGAUCGGAAGGCUAAGGGUCGUGCUGCGGCUGAUAAGGAAAAGGGUACUAAGUUCGCUCCUGAAGACAUUAUGCAAUCAAUUGAUUAG
Molecule: messenger RNA, 441 nt
Organism: Lathyrus sativus (Indian pea)
Lineage: Eukaryota; Viridiplantae; Streptophyta; Magnoliopsida; Fabales; Fabaceae
Source: the annotation of a GenBank genome assembly